AUGCAGUGUUUGAAUGGGCGAAUGAAAGAUAGAAAACCUUUGAGCAGCUUAAGGCAGGAGGGUAAGGUUGUGGCAUAUGCCUCAAGACAAUUGAAGUUACAUGAGUGUACUUACUCGACCCAUGACUUGGAAUUAGUUGUUGUGGUAUUUGCACUUAAGAUUUGGCAUCAUUAUUUUUAUGGUGAGAGAUGUGUUAUCUACACGAAUCACAAGAGCCUUAAGUAUCUCCUUACUCAGAAGGAGUUGAAUUUAAUGCAAAGGCGGUGGAUUGAACUGCUAAAAGAUUAUGAUUGUGUGAUAAAAUAUCAUUCCAAUAAAGCGAAUGUAGUCAUAGAUGCCUUGAGUAGAAAGUCGAUGACUGAGUUGCGAGCUAUGUUUGCACGUUUGAGAAUAAUCGGUAAUGGUGGGUUAUUGGAUGAGCUUCAGGUGAAGCCGACUUUGUCACAACAAAUUAAAGAGAAACAAAUAAUAUAUGAGAGUUCGGUAAAGAUGAUUCAACUGGUAGAGCAAGGUGUUAGGGGAGAUUUUGAUCUUAAUGCAAAUGGUAUAUUGAGUUUCCGAGGGAGACUUUGUGUGUUGAAUGAUGGAGAUUUAAGGCAUACAAUUCUUACCGAGGCACAUAGUAGCCCUUACACUAUGCAUCUCAGUAAUAAUAAGAUGUGCAAUGACCUCCGAAAGGGAUGCAUUGGUGGCUUGGUUUGA
Messenger RNA from Gossypium arboreum, 702 nucleotides. RefSeq lists its product as uncharacterized. The coding region runs from base 1 to 702 and encodes 233 amino acids. NCBI's taxonomy places the organism in Eukaryota, Viridiplantae, Streptophyta, Magnoliopsida, Malvales, Malvaceae. The record is from RefSeq and is a predicted model, not a curated record. The transcript has 2 exons.